UCCCCUCCUGCCAGCGUCCCGCCUGCACGUCGUCUGGCCGCCACACGCCGGUUAACUCCCCGCGCUGCUCACAGAUGUCGCGGCCGGCGCGCCCGGCUCGCUGCUGCGCAUCCCCGGCCCUCAUGCUCUUAUUUACGGUUUGUUUAUAGUCGUGCAUCGUCACAUGGGCGCUCGGUGGGGCCAGGCGCGCUCCGACUGCUCGUAAUUUAUCCGGACGGAGACGGUGGUCGGAGGCUCGGAGUGGGGUGCAAGGCUCGCGCAGGGUCCGCGGGUCGGGCCACCUCGUUGCGCCCGCUACCACUCUCAUUAUCUUGUUAACCUCCACUCAUGCGGCCAUUCCUAUUGGUCGCUGUCGGUCACGUGCUAGUAUUCCCAGCCCAUAAAUGGAGUAAUGUGCAAGUGCUAGAGAGGUUUUCCUUCGAGUAGUGUCGCCAUAAUUCAUCAACAUUGGGUAGAACAGUGGACAGAAGGGCACUCGAGGAGCAAAUCACCUGCGGACUUCCGCGAUGAGCUCCUAUCAGUUCGUGAACUCUAUGUCCGCCUGCUACGGGCAGCGCGGACAGGACGCCAGUGUCGUGAACACAGACUACUACGGUACUUCCCUCAACAGUUACAACAAUUGCUACUCGCCUCCACUGCAGUAUGGAGGCUACACACCUUCCGGAAUCUCAAUCGUUCCAAACGGAAGCGAAUUCUCCGGCGGCGGCAGUAGCGGAGCCUCGGGGACUUCAGCGUCUGCAGCGUCGGGGUCAUCAGUGGGCACCCCGAGCGGCUCCGGCGGGAACACCACACCAGGGCCCUCCGUGCAGGGUCGCCUACACCAGACAUCCUCCUCGCCUGCCUCCACGCCGCAGGCAUCCACCUCCUCUGCCUCCUGCAAGUUCGCCUCCACGCCCGAGUCCUCUGCCAACCCAGUAGGCUCCCCGCAGGACCUGUCCGUGUCAGCUGGCGGCAGUGGGCCAGGCUCGAGUAGCUCAGGAAGUGGCUCCGAGCAGAACAGCUCUAGUCAGGGCGGUGGAGGAGGCACCAGCACUACCGGCGGAGGCGGCGAUGGUGCAGAAGGCGGAGAGAGUCUGGAGGGCGCCUCUGGAAGCUCGGGGGGCUCAUCCACCACCAAGUCCCAGCCACAAAUUUACCCCUGGAUGAAGAGAGUCCACCUCGGCCAGAGUGAGUAA
Molecule: messenger RNA, 1175 nt
Organism: Procambarus clarkii (red swamp crayfish)
Lineage: Eukaryota; Metazoa; Arthropoda; Malacostraca; Decapoda; Cambaridae
Source: RefSeq, a predicted model, not a curated record